CGGAUGUUGUACCAGGAAAAAUAACAAAGAUGGCGGCGCCCUCUGAAAACAUGUUGGAUUUUGAAACAGAACUAAAUGAAAUGAGUGGAGGAGCUUUCACUCAGAACCACUUACAAAUUAUUCAAAAUUUGACGAAGGCGUUUCGAGAGCAGGACUUUAGAGCCAACGCGGAGAAAACGGUCUUCCAGAAUCUGGUGAAGGUUUUGACGCAGUUGUCCGAUGAGAUUCGUGCUUUGGACCAGCAGAGCCCUGCCGCAGAGUCGAUGCGCCUGCGUCUGCAGCUGACGGCAGAAUGCUUCAGAAGCCAACGCAACGCUGCGGUGCAAUGCGCCCGCAACCAGUGCCUCAUGAGGGACCUGGGAUUCAUCCCAGUUUCGCUCACAGUCCUGGAGGCGCUGCCCGGCCUGCAGGUGGAGAACGCGGCCUGGCCAAUCGAGGCUCUGCGCUGUGGGAUCCAGUUCCUUGGAAACCUCGCCGUAGGAAACCAGGUUUGCAAAGAUGACAUCUGGAAGCACUGUUUUCCACGUCUCUUCUUGGACCUGCUGGACCACGGGGACGAGAAGACGGCCGCGUACGCCUCCAUGGUGCUCUACACCUGCCUGGACGAGCACAAGGUGCAGCAGCUGGUGCAGAACCGGGAGCAUCAGGAGCUGGCCAUGAGGGUCAUCAGCCUGUGCCAGAGGCAGCCCGAGCUGGACUGGGCGGUUCUGAUCGUCACACAGCACUUCCUGAAGUCCUCGGCGCUGGUGGAGACGAUGUUUGUGGGGCUGGAGCAUCAGGAAAGAGUGACCCUGCUGGAGCUGAUCACGGCCCAGCUGGGCGAGGAGGAGGAGGGGGCGGUGGAGGGGUGCCGCGUGCCCCCCAGGCUGGCUCGCUUCCUGGCCUCCCAUUUCCAGGAGCGCUGCAAGGUGGUGCUGUCCUUGGCCUCCCAGUCCGCGCCCGACGAGGAGGCCCUGACGGUGAUGCGGCUCUUGGACCUUCUCUGCGAGAUGACCUCCGACCACAAGAAAUUAAUGUUCCUGCAGGAUCACCCAGAUCUUCUGGAAACCACCGUCGAGCUCCUGAGGGAGGUGCACGCCGUGGGCAAGGCGAGCCGCAACGUCUUCACCGUGGUGCAGGACUUCUCCGCGGGCGGCGCUGGCCCCGCCUCCCACCCCGCCGUCAGCUUCAAGGCCCACCUGGUGCGCCUGAUUGGCAACCUCUGCCACGCCCACACCGACAACCAGAACAAGGUGAGAGAGAUGGAUGGCCUCGCUCUCAUUUUAGAUAACUGCAACAUCGACAGCAACAACCCCUUCAUCAGCCAAUGGGCCGUCUUCGCCAUCCGGAUCCUGCUGGAGCACAACCGGGAGAACCAGGAAAUGGUGCGGGCCCUGGAGCGGCGGGGCGUGGCGGACGACUCCGCCCUGAGGGACAUGGGCUUUCGGCUGGAGGAGAGGGACGGGACGCUCCUGCUGAAGCCCCUCCGCAGGGACCACUGACCACCCCCCCCGCUCCCCCCCAUCCGCCCCGCCACCGCAACCCCUGUGUGGGCCCACGGCAGCACCAGUGGCAGGUGGAUCACAGCUUGUAUUUAAAACCCUUUGAAGAUGAUGUUUUGGGUUUUUUUUUUUCCUUUCGUAAUUGUAUGUCGGUGUUCUAGAACCAGUAGUGACAGUUACAUCAGCAUUGGAACGUUCACUUGAGAACAUUCUGAUCACAUGUUUGCGACCUUACACGUUUAAAGGGUUUAAAAGAAAAAAGAAAAAAAGGCAGUUUUGCACUAUGCGUUGGUGUUGGACACAGAUGUGACUCACCUGAUUUAAAAUGACAAACCCUAUGCAGGCGAUGGUGUAUAUUGGUAGCACCAGGAGUUCAGCAGAGAUAGAUUAACAUCCUCCUGGAAGGUACUGGGGUCAGGGUAUGAGUACCUUGUUAUAUAAUGCAAAUGUAGGCUAUCGUAAUGCCCUGUAAUACAUGCGUAAGUGUAACGCAGAACGGCGGGUUGUUAGGGACGAUGAUUGGCGUUUCCGUGUGGGAGCUGACAUAGGAAUAGGACUAGUGCUUGUACAUCGUGUUUUUUUUUCUUUUUUUUAAAAAGUUUUUUGCAUUUAUUUUUCUGAGAAAGGGGAUGGUACCUUUCAUAGUAAUGUAUCUUUGACAGAUUACGACCUGUUCACCCGUCUCACAGGACGUCAAACAAAACCCUCGAUGGAACGGCAGUUCGGUUUGAGUUUGAGUUUGUUAUUCUGUAUUUGCAAGGAGGUCAAAGUUCGGAUUUAGCCUGGACUCUCGUCUCAUCUUAAUCACCUUGUCGUUUGAUUGUGGCGAUGCAUCCGACUGUUCUCUGAGCACUUGCAGGUUUCCAUCAGGAAAAAAAAACACAUCAUUUAUGAUGGGAAAGGAAAUUAUUCACAUCAUAAAUGAUUAUGAAUUCAUUCUAAGCUACUUCAGUUCAGAAUGGACUAGCGUAACAGUAAGAUGAUUUCGUCCGUUUGAAAGAGAAAACAACAAUAUUCCGCCAGGCUGUUUUUGCCCAGUGCAAACCCGCACGCAUUCAUACUUCAUUUUACCAUUCAUCGGUAACUUCUGAAACAUGACCCCUAUUCCUGUAAUGUAAUGUGCUAUUUAUGCACAAUAUCCAAUAAUAGCCAUUGCACAGAAAUGAAAUAAUACCCCUCCCCCAUUCCGUCACAGUACAGUGCAUUCUGAAAACCUGUUUAUUGUGAUUUUUGCGCAUAAUAUAUACAAUAUUAUUCCUCUAAUGUUAUGGGCACAGCCAGUAUAAUCCCCGACACAAAGCGCUUGCUGUCUGGGAUCUUCCAUCUCCCGAAUGUUACUUGUCUCACAUCGCAUGCAAUUCCUGUCAUCCUUCAGCUACUCAUAUUUCCAUAUUUCCGUAAAAAACAGUUUUUUUGUUGUUUUUAUUCCUUGUUGCCUGAGCAGGAAACUUUUUAUCCCAAUUAAUUUUCUACCGCAGGAGAUGUUUUGGCCCGGUCUCAACUGUCUGGAGUCAGACUGAAGUGGAAUCAGGACUUCUAUCUGGCUAAAGUUUCUUCAUCUCGUUCAAAACU
This is a messenger RNA of Anguilla anguilla (European eel), 3053 nucleotides long. RefSeq names its product ataxin 10 (gene atxn10). The transcript has 11 exons. The record is from RefSeq and is a predicted model, not a curated record. Gene Ontology annotation, biological process: neuron projection development. Bases 30 to 1481 code for a protein of 483 amino acids. Gene Ontology annotation, cellular component: cytosol. Lineage: Eukaryota; Metazoa; Chordata; Actinopteri; Anguilliformes; Anguillidae.